UUUUCGGUAUCCUUUGUGGUGAAGACGACGUCAUGUAUUACUGGGACUGCGUACAGGGUUUUCAGUGGUAUUUCUGGGAUAACCAGUUUAUAGCCGGAAAUGCUUAUCGACCGAAAUUGACGACACGCUAUAUCGAGGAGAAUACCACGGCGGUUCUGGAGGCGAUGCGACAGCAUGUUCGCAUUAUUUAUGUCAUGGUGCUGCCAAAAUUGCUACGCAAGAUACUGAUUUCCGCAUCCGACAUGAACAUGACAAGUGGCGAUUUUGUGUUCAUAGCAGCCUACCGGCAGCCGAGUUAUAGUACGCCGGAUCCACUUGAUUGGAAAGCGUUGCACAACGACAGCUAUGACAGCGAGGCAGAAGACCGCAAAGCGUUGCAAGGAUUUCAAUGUACGAUUAUAAUUUCCGAUUUGGGAAUUGACUGGGACAACCUGCAGAACUUUACAAACCGAUCGGCGGAAAUGUCGGAAGUUUUGCUGAACAGAACGAUCCCACCGAAAAGUCAAAAAGAUGCUACGUCCGUCUUAUUCUUGGAAGUGAUAUCCGUCUUUCUGCAAGGGCUGCAACGCCUUCGUCCCGUGUUGGAUUACCUGACUCCAUCGGAUGUGAUCACCGAUUUGCUCAAUCAUACCUACAAUCUUCCGUCUAGACAGAUUAAAUUCGUUCCUAAUGGAAAGAAUGCUGUAGCAACUCCUAUUGUUCGCCUGAAUAUCAGCAGUGGAAGAUUUGAGAUAGCGGCCUCGUGUAGCUAUGACAAUUAUUCCCUUUCGGUUAUACAACCCGCCUUGUGGGCGUGGUUUGGUGGACAACCUUAUCCGCCGGACGUACCACGCUGUGGAUUUGAUAAGCACGGUUGUGCAAUUCUGUUCGUGGACGAGGUCAACAACUUCCUACAGCAGUACAUCAAUGUGUACGACGUCAUGCUUCGCUACCCGAACAGCAACACUAGGAUUACGCUGGGUAAGGUGCUGCGGGAAGUGUUUGGAAUUGGGAGAGCGUACAAUCAUGGUCCCGCCAAUGCCCGCCAGCGAUACAGUGGUGUGCAGCUGAACGAUGAGGGCGCCGCGGAAUUCAUUAAUCUCAUGGGUUAUGACAUGUACGCCGAUUAAUGAUUGUUCGCUAAUAAUGGUGACAUUAAUUACGAUGUUGUCCUAAGACGAAAUGUCCGUAAAACCAAAUAUCCCGCGACGAACUGUCGCGUAU
Paramacrobiotus metropolitanus is the source of this 1203-nucleotide messenger RNA. Its product is annotated as atrial natriuretic peptide receptor 1-like. The record is from RefSeq and is a predicted model, not a curated record. NCBI's taxonomy places the organism in Eukaryota, Metazoa, Tardigrada, Eutardigrada, Parachela, Macrobiotidae. Bases 33 to 1109 code for a protein of 358 amino acids. The transcript has 9 exons.